AUGAGAUUAUUGAAAAGUUUGUUGCUUACAUGGUACUUAGCAACAAUAAACUUAAAAAAAUUUUCAUUUUGUUAUAUUAUUAACAUAUUAGCAUAUUUUAAAAUAAAUUCCAGUAAGGAAAAAUUAUUGUCACUCGAAAAUAAUAUUAUUAACAAGUUAGGUAAAAUUCAGACCAAUAGGAGAAAAAAUAUUAACUAUUUAUCAAAAAAGGAAAUUAAAAAAUCGAAAAAUAAAUUAAAGUAUUUUAUUCGCGAUGUGUCUUCAUCUGCUUCAUGCGUUUGCUUAACCAAAAAGGGUGCAAACAAAAUAAGUGGUAAAGUAGGCGGAAAAAUAAUCAGAAAAAUAAAAAAUGAAAUUUCAUAUAACAUUACUAAGGAAGGAGGGAAUAGUGGGAAGCUAGCGGGACGUAUCACUACUGCGCUGUUUUGCAAGAAUGAGAGCAUCCCCCCGCAGACAAGAACUAUAUUGAAAAGUAGGGAAGUGAGAAAUUAUCCAAAAGAAGGAUGUAACAAUAGUAUUAGUACUAGCAACAGUACUAGUAGCAGUACUAGUAGCUGUAGCAACGACCUCCACAAGUACAACCACAGCAGUAGGUAUCUUAUUGACCUAGUGGAGCAUGGUGAUCUUUCAUUUUUCUAUGGAACAAGCUGUAGCAGAAACUACUACUCGUACGAAUGUAUCAUGAAAUUUAUUGAAGAUAAUAAAGAUAGCUUCAAGAGGAUGAACACGAAUGGCAGUAACUCCAUUGAGGGUAGUAACAAUAAUGAAAGUAACAUCCCAGGUGAGGGUAGGUCAGCCGUCAAUAGUAACAAAAACGUGGAAACAGUGUGCAGCGAUAACUACAUCGAAGUUAGAGGAAGAGUAGAAAGAAAAGUUAAACAGUCUAAGCGCAUUUUCUUGUACGUAAGAUUAGACGGUGGGUUUUAUAUUACUUGUGUAUAUGAAAAAAGAAGAGGAAAUGGAACUGAACUACGAGAAGAAAUGUACACAUAUAUUAAAAAUUUAAAAAAAGAAAGUGUAAUAGAUGUUCGUGGGAAAGUAAAGAUACAUGGAGAUUUACACAGAUGUAAUGGUCCUUAUGUAGAAAGUUUUUAUAAUCAAAAAUGUGUAGAAAUUGUUAUUGAUACUAUUUUUUGUUUAUCAGAAUCCUUUUUCGACAUUCCAGUCAUGAUAAAUGAUUUCACACUAUUUAAUCAAAACGGAGUGUACAAUCAUAACGUAGCAAAUGAUGAAAUGGUUAUAGCAAGUGAAGAUACAAAGGAAGAAAGCACAGCAGUGAGCAAUGUUAGCGGAUUAGAAGGGAACAUAAAUACAUAUUACAGUAACACGCUAGGGGGAAGAAGCGGGGUAUCGCAGAUAGAAAGGAAAAAGGAUGAGCUAGAGAAGGAGGGAAAUCCUUUUUUAAAUGUUAACAGUGCGAAAGGGAAUAGUAAUAAUAAUUGCAGUAACAGAGGUAAUAAUGGAAAUGAUAACAGCAAUGAUAAUAGCAAUGAUAACAGCAAUGAUAAUAGCAAUAAUAAGAGCAAUGAUAACAGCAAUGAUAACAGCAAUGAUAAUAGCAGUAAUGAUAGUAGUGGCUACACUGCUGCCGAUAUGACGGAGGUAAAUCUAGCGCAUUCAACCAUAAAUAAUUAUGACGGUAGCAAAGUAAACACGAAUGAAAACAUACUAAGACUCCAAAAUUUCGUUUUAAACUAUAGAAAUAUUAUUCUUCACAUGAUUUUUAACAUCAAAAGUAGACUCUCUCAGAAGGCAAGGGAGUUCUUACACAACGACGGGUAUAUGGAAGUACACACAUCAAAGUUUAUAAAAAUUAAUAAAAAAAAAAAAAAAAAAAAAAUUUACCAUAUGGAAAAGGAUUUAAUGAAUCAUGAGAACAAAAUAUUGUCAUAUGAGCCCUUCAGGAGUGGUAAAGAAGUGGGGAAGCACAUAGAGGAGGAAGAGGAGGAAGAAGAAGAGGAGGAGGAAAAAGGUACGCAUAUGCCGCAUAGGCAAGAUGAUGCAGAGGAUGUCCAGCUAAGCUCCACAGAACAAUCAAGUAACGUGGAGUUAAACGGCACGGAACAUGGAUGUAAGUGUUACAAAAUAGAUGGAGAAAAUUUACUUCUAGCGCAAAGUCCACAGUUUUACAAAGAAAUGAUAAUAAAUGCAGAUUUCGAGAAAAUAUUUGAGAUGAAUUACUGUUAUAGAAAUGAAAAAUUUCAUAGCUCUAGGCAUUUAAAUGAAUAUACUUCUUUAGAUUUAGAGCAAGUGAUCUAUGAUAAUUAUUAUGAACUCAUAAUUUAUAUGUACAACAUACUAAUGCGAUUAAAUAAAUAUAUAAAUGAGUCGUUUCUUGAGGAGCUGCACUUAAUUAAUUCAGCAAAUAAUAACAAACAAAAAUUUUCCCAUUUUGAAAAAAGUAUAUUUGCACCAAACCCUGUCGUUUUAUCUUUUUGUGAGGCCCAUGAUAUACUAACAAAAUAUUACAGGAACAUUCAAAAUGAUAAAGACAAAUCUUCAAACUAUGUAUAUAACACUAUGUUGGAAAGGUAUGUACGAGUUCUGAAUGAAGAGGAAAAAAACGAGUUAAAAGGGAAGAUUACAUUUGAUGCUUGUGAGAAAUAUAAAAUACACAAUGUUUACUAUUAUAACAAAAUUGUUAAGCGGUACAAUGUAAUAAAUGACAAGAGUGAGCACGUUGUUAAUGCGAGCAGUAAUGGAGCGGGGUGCAGUUCCCAUGUGUACACCUUUUUGAAUAGAUUAAAUAAGGACGAGUUGUACAGAAAUGUGUUGCUAUUUUUUAAUAACAUGUACGAGCAAGGUUUUUCCGAAAGGGAAAGAAGUACCACGACUUGUGGAAGUAACCGUACUAUCAAAUGCAAUAGUGCCAGUGAUUUUGUGAGCGAGACAGGAAAAAAGGAAGAGGAAUCAGAAGCGGUUGUGUGUGAGUACUCCUUUAUAGACUUGUUGAGUAACACUCUUGAAUAUAGCAGUAAUAAUAGCAGUAGUAAUAAUAGCAGUAGUAAUAAUAGCAGUAGUAAUAAUAGCAGUAGUAAUAAUAGCAGUAGUAAUAUUAACAAUAGUAAUAAUAGCAAUAGUAAUAAUAGCAAUAGUAAUAAUAGCAGUUGUAAUAAAAAAAAAAAAAAAAUCCAAGUAACAGAAACGUUAAGAAAUAAAAACCUAAAAGAGAAAUACGUCUUUUACAACGAUUUUACAAAUGAAGAAUUAAAUGAUUUAUAUUUAUUUGUCAAGUAUAAUUUCGGUACAGAUAUAUUUGUAAUAGAUCAAUACCCUAUAUAUAUAAGACCAUAUUAUACAUCAAGUAACAUGUACGAUCUUCGAUUUACAAACAGUUUUGAUUUUAUAUACAAAGGCAUAGAAAUUGUAUCUGGGUCACAACGUAUUAAUAACCUACCACUUUUGCUUUUUAAAGUGUUAAGUGGGAAUAAAAUAAGAAUGGAUUUGUCUUCCUACUUAAACAAGAGCAACUUUACUGUUUUCAAUUAUUUAAAUCAUUUUAAAAAUUUAAUAAAUAAACACUCAAGUUUGUAUAAAUACCUCAACUCCUUUCAGUAUGCCUCUAAUCCCCACGCAGGAUUAGCUUUAGGAUUUGAAAGGUACCUGAUGUGUGCCUUGAACUUGAAAAAUAUUAAAAAUGCUGUUUUUCAUGAAUAA
Molecule: messenger RNA, 3657 nt
Organism: Plasmodium malariae
Lineage: Eukaryota; Apicomplexa; Aconoidasida; Haemosporida; Plasmodiidae
Product: aspartate--tRNA ligase, putative
Exons: 1
Coding region: 1-3657 (1218 amino acids)
Biological process (GO): aspartyl-tRNA aminoacylation
Cellular component (GO): aminoacyl-tRNA synthetase multienzyme complex; cytoplasm; cytosol
Molecular function (GO): RNA binding; ATP binding; aspartate-tRNA ligase activity
Source: RefSeq, a predicted model, not a curated record